UUUAGGGGGCAGAAAAGAUCAACCGAGUCUAAUUCCAGCCUUUGGCUGAUUCUCUUUGCAAACCAAUCUCAUCAUAUAUUCUCAAACCAUAUCAGCUUCCCCACCACACAAAACCAUAAACCAAAAACUCCAUUGAUUGAAGAAAAAGAGAGCAUCAUAUCAUCGUAUUCAUGGACACAGAACAAGAAGAGAUGCAGUUCAUGGGGCUCUACGGCGUCUACAGAGAAUCCUACAAGAUCAUAUUCGCAUGGAGCAAGGUCUUCAACAAGAUCACCUUAACCCUAAUCCUCCCUCUCUCCUUCAUCUUUCUCAUCCACAUCGAAGUCUCCAACAUCCUCUUCGGAAAAAUCCUCCACAACACCCAACAAAUGAUGGAAACCCCACAAGACACGCCCCAAUACCACAACCUCACCAACAUGCUCUCUUCCGAAUGGGCCAUUUUCAUUCUCUUCAAGCUCCUCUACUUCACCUUCCUCCUCAUCUUCUCCCUCUUAUCCACCUCAGCAGUGGUCUACACCGUGGCCUCAAUCUACACUUCACGAGAAGUCACUUUCUCCAAAGUCAUGAACGUUGUUCCCAAAGUAUGGAAAAGACUCAUGGUAACUUUUUUAUGCACCUUUGUGGCGUUUUUCGCCUACAACGUUAUGACACUCGUUGUUUUCGUUAUAUGGGCACUUGCAAUAGGACUAAGGAAUGGUGGGGUUGUGGUUUUGGUUGUGUUGGGGAUGUUGUAUUUCGCGGGGUUUGUGUACUUAACGGUGGUUUGGCAACUGGCGAGUGUGGUGACCGUGUUGGAGGAAGACACGUGCGGGGUAAGAGCAAUGAUGAAGACCAACGAGUUGAUAAAAGGGAGAAUAGGGUUGACCGUACUCAUAUUCUUGAAGCUCGUGAUUUCUUUUGGGUUGAUACAGUUUCUGUUCAAGAAAACGGUUGUACAAGGGUGGAAGUUGGGGUCUGUGGAUAGAACGAUUUAUGGGGUGGUGUGUUUGGUGCUGUUCUCUCAGUUGUACCUUUUCCAACUUGUUAUACAAACCGUGCUCUAUUUCGUUUGCAAGUCCUACCACCAUCAGAAUAUUGACAAAUCUGCUUUGUCGGAUCACCUUGAAGUGUAUCAUGGUGAGUAUGAGCCUUUGAAGGCUAAAGAUGUUCAGAUGGAAGAGUGCCAUGUUUGAUAGAUAUAGCAAAAUUCUGUGCAUAUCUAUCUGCUAUAGUUUCUUGGUGUCAUAAGAAAUAUGUUCCAAUGUUUGAAAUUAAAUCAAGCAGAUAUAUAUGUCAGAGUGCAUGCUGAAUACACAGGAUUAGUUAUCUGCAGAAUGUGCCUUAAUUAAUUUGCUUUUGCGCUACGUGUUAAUAAAUUCUUGUAGUUUUUAUUCACGCCCCAGUUUGUUAAUUACUUGUGAUAUUUUUUAUCA
Molecule: messenger RNA, 1412 nt
Organism: Glycine soja
Lineage: Eukaryota; Viridiplantae; Streptophyta; Magnoliopsida; Fabales; Fabaceae
Exons: 1
Coding region: 171-1172 (333 amino acids)
Source: RefSeq, a predicted model, not a curated record